GUGUUGAUAGGAUGGCAAUGCGGAAGGUUUGGACUUUAAGCGGCUUUGUAAACUGUUUAAAUGUGUAAAUUGUGGUUAAAGAUAUGGUAGAUAAAUCGACAGACCUCCUUGUUGGCUGGUUAUCUAAAGCGAGAAAUGAGCUGGUGGUCAAUGCAGUUGCCUUUCAAGACCACAUCACACGCACCAUGCUGCAACCAGAUUUCUCACUCACUGAUCCUUUGUGGAGAUGCAAAAGAAAAGCAGCCAGAAGCCCACAAGCAAGAGGAGCAGAAGUCAGGGCUUUAUGGAGACAAGAUCAGCAAGAAGAGAGGGAAUAUGUGCUUGAAUCCUCUUGUCCUCCUCUAACUUUAGCACAGAAAUUGGGUUUGGUGGCCUCCCCAGGAGAAAGACUGACAGAGGAUGAAUGGAUGCAGGUCAAGGCGAGGUCUGUUCAUCAAGGGGAAUCUGCUCAGCCCUGCGCAAUAUGCAGGGAGGAGUUUCAACUCCAGCCUCAGGUUUUGCUGUCCUGUUCUCAUGUUUUCCAUCAAGCUUGUUUGCAAGCAUUUGAGAGGUUUUCCCGUAAGAUGUGCUGCCCUUUGUGCAGAAAAGAGCAGUAUGAGACCAGGUUGAUCCAUGAUGCAGCUCGUCUCUUCAGACACCAGUGUGCCACAAGAAUUCAAGCAUGCUGGCGAGGCUAUGUGGCUCGAAAAAGGUACAAAACAUUGAGAAAAUCCAUCUGCCCAAAGGACAAGCAGCUGAGACGCAGGUUCUUUGAAGCUAAGUUGCAGGAGUUGAAUGACAGCUUUGUCCGAUACUGUCACACCGACACGGAGGCUUUUCUGAGUGAUAUCAACCGCUCGCUGUCAUCAAGCAGGCAAGUGUUCCAGCAGCUGGAGAGGAAGACCGUCUCAGAACCUCGGGAGAAUGACUGGGACCGAAUACAGAGCCAGGUUAUCCAGAGAGAUGUCAGAGAUUGCCCCAUCUGCCUGACAGCACUGUGCAGCUCAAGCCUUUUACCAGAAGCAUGUACAUCCACCCAUGGACACAGACCAACCGUGCUCCUGUCCUGCUCCCAUCUCUACCACCAGCUCUGUCUGGAGGCUUUUGAGGCUUUCACUGUAGAGAACAGACCCUCCUGUCCCCUGUGCAGAUCUCUCUACCACAAAAAACUCAUCUGAACAGCCUGCAGUCGUUGGUUGUAAUUUUCAACAAGUCUCAGUCACAACUUCUGAGGAAUCCCAGCCCAUUAUUCUUUGGCCAAUCUCUCAAGCUCCUCCAGAUUUGAUGGUCUUCUGGCAUGGACCUUGGGUCUUCCGUUUGCCCCACACAUUUUCAGUGGGAUUCAAGUCAGGGCUUUGAGCAGGCUGGUCAAUAAAGUUCACUUUGGUCUUCUGUAGUAAGCUCUUCACCAGGAACCACUUAUAUUGAAGGUCGUUGUGGUGUUAGAAGACAAAGCGACAACCCAGACCCAGUUUUGCUGCUGACUGCUUAAGGUUUUCUUUCAAAAUCUUCACUUAUCAUUCUUUCUUCAUGGAUCUUUCCACUUUUAUGAGAUUCCCAGUUGCAGAUGCACUGAAGCGUCCCCACAGUAUAAAACUCUCACUGUGGGGACGGUGUUCUUUGGGUUAUAUACCACUCCCUUUAUUUCCUCCAAACAUAAGCAACAUCUCUAUGGCCAAAGAGUUCUAGUUUGGUCUCGUCUGACCAGAGGACAUGCUUCCAGUAUGCAUAAUGCUUCUCCAGGUUGUCCUUAGCAUACUUCAGUCUGGCUUGAAGGUGUCUCUUCUGCAGAAUGAGUUUUUCUUGGUCUGUAACCUCUCAGUCCAUUCCUGUGCAGGGCUCUGAUUAUUCUUCUUUAAGACUACAAUUCCUGACUUAGCUCAAACAUUUCCUUAGGUUUUUAUACUGUGUAAAUUGGGAGAUAACCUUUAGUUUUAAUGUAACUUUUUACACGCUUUUUGCUUAUUCUACAUCCAAUGUUAGGCACAAGAAAAUGAAUUAAAUAUCUUGAAUGUAAAUAAACUUGGCAGUAAAGCUGACUUUGAUUGUGA
Molecule: messenger RNA, 2030 nt
Organism: Cheilinus undulatus (humphead wrasse)
Lineage: Eukaryota; Metazoa; Chordata; Actinopteri; Labriformes; Labridae
Gene: rnf32
Product: ring finger protein 32
Exons: 8
Coding region: 84-1157 (357 amino acids)
Molecular function (GO): protein binding
Source: RefSeq, a predicted model, not a curated record